AUGUUGGAUGAACUGACGUACAGAUCGCCAAUAAAUUGGGAUGAAAUGGGAGAAAGAAAAUUCCUUGGGUCUGAGUCAGUGAAUGAAGUCAUUGGAAAGAUUAGAGCUUGGAUGAUUGCAUCUCAAGACUGGCAUAAUAGUUAUGUAGACCUGCGUAGAUAUGUAGAAUGUGUGGUUGGUGAUUAUGUGUUUUUGAGGGUAUCACUGAUGAAGGGGGUAAAAAGAUUCGGUAAGAAAGUGAAGCUAUGUCCCAGAUAUGUAGGACCUUUUGAGAUAUUAGACAGGGUUGGGCAAGUGGCUUAUAGGUUAGCCAUGCAUCCAAAUUUAUCACAAAUUCAUAAUGUUUUUCACUUAUCGAUGUUGGGGAAAUACGUGUCAGACCCGUCUCACAUUCUUAGUUAUGAGACGAUGAAUUUGCAAGAAAAUAUGUCUUAUGAGGAGGAACAAGUACAAAUUUUGGAUAAGAAAGAAAAUGUGUUAAGGAAUAAGAUUAUUGCACUAGUUAACGUUCUUUGGAGGAACAAUGUGGUCAAGGAAGCAACAUGGGAAUUGUAG
Messenger RNA from Humulus lupulus (European hop), 555 nucleotides. RefSeq lists its product as uncharacterized. The coding region runs from base 1 to 555 and encodes 184 amino acids. The transcript has a single exon. The record is from RefSeq and is a predicted model, not a curated record. Lineage: Eukaryota; Viridiplantae; Streptophyta; Magnoliopsida; Rosales; Cannabaceae.